AAAAUGCAUGAGGAUUACCUAACAUCAUGGUUGGAAAAGGGCAAUAGGGAAGUGAAUUCCUUUAACAAAAGAGAAGCAGAAUGCAGGAAAUUGCAUCAUUUCAGACUUGUAUUUUGACUCUGUGCACUAUGGAUGGGAUGGACUGUAAUUGUGGAAAUGAGCUCUUUCCAUUAUGGCACUAAUGUUUUUGUUUUGGAUGGAGCUAGAGGAAAAGGAAAUCGGGCUGCUGCAUUCAUUUCUUGGCCUCUUAUUAGCUUGUGCCCCAAGGCUAUGCUGAGAUUUAUAUCUCAUUUAUAUUGUUGUAGCUCAAAAGAAGAAUGUUCAGAGGAUGACAAGUGUAUUCUGAGUAGGCAAAGUGGAAACAUUGGCUAAAGAGCAUUGGCAGAAUCAUUAGCUUGUCCUUAGCAGCAACCGUCAUCAGUUCAGUUCAGUGUGGGAUGGAAGUCGUAGCUGGAAGUCUGUUAUGGAAAUGCUCUUUGCUGUUAUUGUAGUACUGUGGUGACAACAUGCCAUUGAAAUGGAAAACCGGCUCUCCAGCUAACUGGAAAUUCCCAGUUCCUGUGCUUAAAACAUCUAGGUCAUCUCCACUGUCACCAGCAUACAUAUCUUUAGUGGAAGAGGACGAUCCUCAUAUGAAAGUUUCCCUUGGGAGUGGCGAUAUGGGUGUUUCUUCCCAUCUUCAGGCUUCAAAGACUGGCAAUACACGUUUUUUCACCAGUAACACCCAUAGUUCUGUUGUUUUGCAGGGUUUUGAUCAACUGCGGAUAGAAGGCUUACUCUGUGAUGUAACGUUAUUACCUGGAGAUGCAGAUGAAGCCUUCCCAGUACACAGAGCAAUGAUGGCAUCUGCUAGUGACUACUUUAAAGCAAUGUUUACAGGUGGAAUGAAGGAACAAGAUCUUAUGUGCAUCAAACUUCAUGGAGUAAACAGAAUUGGCCUCAAAAAAAUUAUUGACUUUAUUUAUACAGCAAAACUUUCUCUUAAUAUGGAAAACCUCCAGGACACUCUUGAAGCUGCCAGUUUUCUACAAAUUCUUCCUGUUCUUGAUUUCUGUAAAGUGUUUCUCAUAUCAGGGGUUUCCCUUGACAACUGUGUUGAAGUGGGACGUAUUGCAAACACCUACAACUUAUCAGAGGUUGACAAAUAUGUGAAUAAUUUUAUCUUGAAAAACUUUCCCUCUUUGCUAAGCACUGGUGAGUUUGUGAAACUUCCAUUCGACAGAUUAUCAUUUGUCCUUUCUAGUAAUAGCCUCAAGCACUGCAGUGAGCUUGAACUUUUCAAGGCUGCCUGUCGAUGGCUACGAUAUGAAGAGCAACGCAUGGAGUUCUCCUCAAAACUUAUGAAGAAUAUUCGUUUUCCUCUUAUGAGCCCUCAGGAACUUAUAAACCAUGUGCAGACUGUGGAUUUUAUGAGAACAGAUAAUACAUGUGUAAACCUUUUACUGGAGGCCAGCAAUUACCAAAUGAUGCCAUAUAUGCAGCCUGUCAUGCAAUCGGAACGAACAGCUAUUCGGUCUGACAAUACACAUUUAGUAACACUUGGUGGGGUUCUACGGCAACAACUGGUUGUAAGCAAAGAACUUCGGUUAUAUGAUGAAAAGGCACAUGAAUGGAAAUCUUUAGCACCCAUGGAUGCUCCAAGGUAUCAGCAUGGCAUUGCAGUAAUUGGAAACUUUUUGUAUGUGGUUGGUGGACAGAGCAAUUAUGACACUAAAGGGAAAACAGCUGUUGAUACUGUAUUCAGAUAUGACCCUCGUUAUAAUAAAUGGAUGCAGGUUGCAUCGCUAAAUGAGAAGCGGACUUUCUUUCAUCUUAGUGCAUUGAAAGGACAUCUUUACGCAGUUGGUGGUAGGAAUGCUGCUGGUGAAUUAGCCACUGUGGAAUGUUACAACCCUCGAACAAAUGAGUGGACAUAUGUCGCAAAAAUGAACGAACCCCAUUAUGGACAUGCUGGGACAGUAUAUGGUGGAUUUAUGUACAUUUCAGGAGGAAUCACUCAUGACACUUUCCAAAAAGAACUAAUGUGCUUCGAUCCAGAUACGGAUAAAUGGACUCAGAAGGCUCCCAUGACCACAGUUAGAGGCCUUCAUUGUAUGUGUACUGUUGCCGACAGGCUCUAUGUUAUUGGUGGAAACCACUUUAGGGGAACCAGUGACUAUGACGACGUUUUGAGCUGCGAAUAUUACUCUCCUAAUUUAGAUCAGUGGACUCCAAUUGCAGCCAUGCUACGUGGGCAAAGUGACGUUGGGGUAGCAGUCUUUGAAAAUAAAAUAUACGUUGUAGGCGGCUACUCAUGGAACAAUCGCUGCAUGGUGGAAAUAGUUCAAAAAUAUGAUCCAGAAAAGGAUGAGUGGCAGAAAGUGUUUGACCUUCCUGAGUCACUUGGGGGUAUUCGAGCUUGUACUCUCACUGUAUUUCCACCAGAUGACAAUGCUGGAUCACCUUCAAGAGAAUCUCCCCUCUCUGCACCUUAAGAAGGAUUCUGACUUUAAUCUUGAAUUAUCUAACAUUUUGCACUGCAUCAUGGAAUAAGUACCACAUAAAGUGGUUCUUCUCAAUGAUUUUUCUCUUGCUGGCAGUGGCCUUUCAGUGUGUUUUUAUUAUUCAAGAACACUGUUACUUACCUUACACUGUUAGGCUGGCCUUUACCAAGCAGAAAACAACGGAUACACUUGUUAACCUCUUUGAUAAAACUCUAAAAUUUAAACAACAGUGUACUUGUUUUCAGCUUGAGUACCUUUUAAUAACUGCAUUUUGAGUUUUUGGCACAAAAACCUCCAAUAGUGCCAUACAAUGGAAAGAAAAGCAAUUAAUGUUUUGUAUAAUAUACUUUUCAACUUGAGUAAUCACUGUUCCAUGUGCUUUUUAUCAGCUAGGAGGAAGAGGGAUAUGGCAAAGUUAUGAUUCUAGUGGGUUAUGUUACUUUUGUAUCUUUAUGCCAUUAAAAAGCUAGGGCAAUUGCCCUCUGUUAAGUUAUUACUUUUUAAUAUCUCAGGGGUCAUCCUGGCUUGGAACCCACUCAUAAUCCAUGCCCUACUCCCUUCUCUCCGUUGGAACAUUUCACUAUUUGGUUUUACUGUACUCCUUAAGAACAAUGCUGUUUUAUACAUUUAAUAAAACCACACAGAAAUAACAAAAACGUUGUUCAGAGAUAACAAGUGCUGAAGAAUGACUGAUGUUGUCAAUUCAGUAUGAAAACUGGGUAGCACAAAUUUCAGGGCAUUAUAUUAAACACUAUUAAAUCCUUAUUAUUCCUGCUAUUUUAUUGCCACAAAAUGUUUGAACAGAAUGGAUUUCUGUGAAAUUGCCCUGCAGAAUUUACCAAAAGAACUAUAGCAAUAAAAAACAUGCUCAUUGCCAAAAUUGAAAACUCGGCAUUGAGGUCGCUACACAUUUUUUUUUCUACAGAUAUUGAAUUUGUGGAUCUAUGACUUAAAAUUAUGCAGAUUUUUUUUGUUUGUUUGUUUUUAAGAUAAAUAAAUAUUUGCUUCUUGUGCUGCUA
Erpetoichthys calabaricus (reedfish) is the source of this 3502-nucleotide messenger RNA. RefSeq names its product kelch-like family member 13 (gene klhl13). Bases 507 to 2474 code for a protein of 655 amino acids. NCBI's taxonomy places the organism in Eukaryota, Metazoa, Chordata, Cladistia, Polypteriformes, Polypteridae. The transcript has 8 exons. Gene Ontology annotation, molecular function: cullin family protein binding; ubiquitin-protein transferase activity. Gene Ontology annotation, cellular component: Cul3-RING ubiquitin ligase complex. Gene Ontology annotation, biological process: protein ubiquitination; regulation of cytokinesis. The record is from RefSeq and is a predicted model, not a curated record.